Schistocerca cancellata (South American locust) is the source of this 1659-nucleotide messenger RNA. It is a transcript of the gene TTLL6B, whose product is annotated as tubulin polyglutamylase ttll6. Gene Ontology annotation, biological process: microtubule cytoskeleton organization; protein polyglutamylation. Gene Ontology annotation, molecular function: tubulin binding; tubulin-glutamic acid ligase activity. Gene Ontology annotation, cellular component: cilium. The record is from RefSeq and is a predicted model, not a curated record. NCBI's taxonomy places the organism in Eukaryota, Metazoa, Arthropoda, Insecta, Orthoptera, Acrididae. The transcript has 17 exons. Bases 1 to 1659 code for a protein of 552 amino acids.
AUGACCAAGACGAAAAAACACAGACUCACAAUUUGCACAUCUACUUGCAAGUAUGAAGUAGUUCGUCGAGUCGCAAGAAAGUUUGGCAUGAGGGAUGUUUCGGAGAAUGAACCAUGGAAUGUAUAUUGGACUGAUUUGUCAGUAUCCAUUGAAAGAGCAAAGGAUAUGAAGAGAUUCCAGAAGAUUAAUCAUUUUCCUGGAAUGUCUGAAAUUUGCCGAAAGGAUCUGCUUGCUCGUAAUCUUAACAGAAUGUUAAAAAUUUUUCCAAAAGAUUACAACUUCUUUCCCAAAACUUGGAGUCUUCCUGCGGACAUAGCGGACAUGUUAUCCUAUGCUCGUUCAAGACGUAAUCGAACUUACAUUUGCAAACCAGAAUCUGGUUGUCAAGGAAGAGGAAUAUUUAUAACCAGAAGUUUGAAAGAAGUCAAACUAUUUGACAGGGCAAUCUGUCAAAUCUACAUAUCGAAGCCAUUUCUGGUGGAUGGAUUCAAGUUUGAUCUCCGACUCUAUGUUUUGAUUACAUCUUGUGAUCCGCUUCGAGUAUAUGUUUACAAUGAUGGCCUUGUCAGAUUUGCAACAUGCCGGUAUCGAGAACCAACUCCUAGUAAUACAAGCAACGUGUUUAUGCAUCUGACAAACUAUGCUGUCAAUAAGUACAGUCGUACCUAUGUUGUGGAUGAUGAAGCAGGUAGCAAAAGAAAGAUAUCUUCCUUAAACAAAUGGCUGGAGAAAAAAGAGUAUAAUGUUGAAGAACUUUGGCAGAACAUUGAUGAGGUCAUCAUAAAGACGAUAAUUGCUGCUCAUCCUGUCCUAAAACACAGUUAUCAUGCUUGUUUUCCGGGUCACGACUACACAUACGCUUGCUUUGAACUUCUGGGUUUUGAUAUACUAUUGGAUUACAGGAUGAAACCAUACAUUCUUGAGGUAAAUCAUUCUCCAAGUUUUCAUACUGAUGCCCAGAUUGAUCGAGACAUAAAGGAAAAUCUUCUAAUGGACACAUUUAAUAUUUUGAACCUAUGUCAAAUGGACAAAAGGAAAGUUAUGGAGGAAGACCGAAAACGUGUUCGAGAAAGGCUCCUUCAAGGAAUACUUCAUAAGGAUCAGAGUAGAAGGAAUAAUUUAUGUAUGUCAUCAGGGUCUCACCCACAUGACCACUGGACUGGACAGGCAGCAUGGGAAGAAAAGCAUACAGGAAAUUUCCGAAGAAUAUAUCCAUGCAAUGACAGUGAAAAGUAUGAGCAGUUCUUCAAUCAGACACAGAGCUCUGUUUUCCAAGACACAGCAGCUUCAAGAGCUCGUGAGGAAUGUUCCCGCCAACAGAGAGAGGAGAUAGAGCUGAAAGCCAAGGAAGAAGCAGCAAGACGACCAGGUGCAAAACCAAAAGACUGUGAUCAUGCGCAACCAGAAUCUCCCAUAAUUCAAGACAGCAACAAGAUAAAAGUAAUACAGCCUCCUCCAAAGAAGAAACAUCCUGCCCCCAUCCAGAUCAGAAAGUCUGAAGGCAAAAAGUACAUUUUAAACUCAUUUGAGCCAGGUAUUAUCGAUGACUCUGAAGAGAAAGACCGAAUUACAAACAUGGCUCAGCGUGAUUUUUUGAUUCGCAGCUAUGGAAUUACAGAACAGCCAUAUUUUGAAUUAUUUGAUUUACAAUUUUCUUAA